Messenger RNA from Thunnus maccoyii (southern bluefin tuna), 2061 nucleotides. RefSeq names its product RAB1A, member RAS oncogene family a (gene rab1aa). The record is from RefSeq and is a predicted model, not a curated record. Bases 179 to 787 code for a protein of 202 amino acids. Gene Ontology annotation, molecular function: GTPase activity; GTP binding. The transcript is spliced from 6 exons. Lineage: Eukaryota; Metazoa; Chordata; Actinopteri; Scombriformes; Scombridae.
GCCAUAUUUGAUUCGAUUAUGCUGUUCUGGCUGCGACAACCAGUUUAGCCAGUUCUUGACAAAAAACAAAAAACAGAAAACGGUGUACUCUCUUCAGUACGAGGCGAUCUUUAAGGUUAACCUACGACGAAGUCUAGCUGCAUCCAUAGUAACAACCGUUUAUAACCCAUAGUCAACGAUGAAUCCUGAAUAUGACUAUUUAUUCAAACUGCUCCUGAUCGGCGAUUCUGGUGUCGGAAAGUCUUGUCUCCUUCUCCGGUUUGCAGAUGACACGUACACAGAGAGCUAUAUCAGUACCAUCGGCGUGGACUUCAAGAUCAGGACCAUCGAGUUGGACGGAAAGACCAUAAAACUUCAGAUUUGGGACACAGCUGGUCAGGAACGGUUCCGCACCAUCACAUCCAGUUACUACAGAGGAGCUCACGGCAUCAUAGUCGUUUACGAUGUGACAGAUCAGGAGUCCUUCAACAACGUCAAACAGUGGCUACAGGAGAUCGACCGCUACGCCAGCGAGAACGUCAACAAGCUGUUAGUAGGCAACAAGUGUGACCUCACAACGAAGAAGGUUGUGGAUUAUACUACAGCUAAGGAAUUUGCAGACAACUUGGGGAUCCCGUUCCUGGAGACCAGCGCCAAGAGUGCCACCAACGUGGAGCAAGCCUUCAUGACUAUGGCGGCUGAGAUCAAGAAGAGGAUGGGCCCCGGGGCCACGGCCGGCGCCUCGGAGAAGUCCAACGUCAAGAUCCAGAGCAAGCCAGUCAACACCUCGUCCGGAGGCUGCUGCUGAGACCCGAAAACCCGCCACGACCUGAAUCCACCCCGAGCCCACGACCAGUCUCAAUGUUACCAUGCUCCACAGGGAAAGAAAAGAGAGAGAGAGAGAGAUAGAGAGAGGGAGAGAGGGAGGGAGGGGGGGGAGACAGAUGAGGAAGACUUUGAGUGGACUGGUUUGUAAUCGCGUGCGCGCAACUACAACACCAGAUUCCCACCAAAACCAUUUCAAAGUCAUCAAAGUCAGCAAUAGGACGGUAAGCCCACCCAUAACCCACAGAACACACCGGGCUUCUUUUCUUUUUGUUUGUUUCUUUCUUACUCUAUCAAAAACACACUCAUACUGGAAAAAAACAAACAAACAUGUAAACAAUUUUUAACAGUCGUGUGAAGUUAACCAAUGAAAGAAAACACAAGUAUACAGCUUUUUUUUUUUUCUUCUUUUUGUUUUCCCUUAUUUUUUGAUUUUGUUAAACGAGUCACUUUUCUAAAAAAAAAAAAGAAAAAAACACACACACACACAAGUUGUCUUUUAUUUAGCUGUGGAUAAACAACAGCAUGAGUCUGGCCCCCCCCCUUGAAUCUCCUCACAUAUUAUCAAUUAGUAAGCACUUCAAAUGAAGCACAUGCUUAAACCAGCAUCAUGCAUGUUAGAACUGAUCACAUGCUCUCUCGGCGCAUCCGGAACGCGGUCAUGAAACGAGGAAACGCUCCGAUAACGUCACCUGCUCCAACUUCACAGUGUCGCCCCCCCCCCCCUUAAAAAAAAACGAUGUGCCAGUGCCUUUGUGGCAGGAGUUUUUUUUUUUUUUCAUGACGUGUAUGCCUUCGGUGCUCUUGUGUUGUCGGCAUACUCUCCCCGCGGUAUGCCCUCAGUCGUGACUUCUUAAAGAACCCACUUUGUAUGAUAGCAGUUAACAUUCCUGUAUAUAUAUAUAUUUGGCUCUGUGUGUGUGCUCUGCUGGUAUUCAUGAUACAAUAAGCAUGUGCUACAUUGGGAGACGUAACGUCAGCCGUGUGUUUCUCUGCUAAUGUUUCUCAACCAACAGCACAACCACGACAAGAGAAAUGAAAAUCACCAUCAUCCCAGCUCGAGAAUAAUCUAUAAACUGUAUAUAUUUAUACAUAAAUGUAAGAAGUGAUUUGCAAAAUUGUGUAGAGAAGCAAGUGAAGCGAAUGACAUGAUAAAUAGCUGGAAUUAGUAAUCUCGGCACGUGAUUUGUGGCUGCGGACAUGACAUUUUUGUGGCACAAUGUCUACUAUUAAAACAAUGAAGGAGAUCUUUGAUAA